Messenger RNA from Drosophila willistoni, 1267 nucleotides. RefSeq names its product transcription factor A, mitochondrial (gene TFAM). Lineage: Eukaryota; Metazoa; Arthropoda; Insecta; Diptera; Drosophilidae. The transcript has 2 exons. The record is from RefSeq and is a predicted model, not a curated record. Bases 158 to 1036 code for a protein of 292 amino acids.
UUUUGAAGUAUAUUUCAACAGGGUGGCAACCAAAAACAAGGAAUGCCGCAUUUUUUACGUAAAACAUUUCUAUUGCCUAAGUUCAACAAGUUAACUUUUAAAGUUUGAAUUUUGUAAAUAUCAAACCUCGUAUAAGAUUAGUUGUAUCAGCUCAAAAAUGAUUUAUACAACCACGUUGCUGUCCCGAGGAUCGCUGAUCGGCUCGCUAAUCAACAAAGUCAGGCAAGUUGUAGGCAAAAAAAACGAAAUUACUAGCAGUGCCCCCCCGGCACUGUCCAAUCAAAUCAACAACUUAAAUCUCACACCUACUACAAACUGCGCCACCAACAGACCCCUAGCCGCUGCCAGUAUCAGCAACAGUCCCGUUCAGCAGUCCAAGACCGUGGAGGAACAAGUUGGACUGCCGCCGCGGCCCAAGAAGCCAUUGACACCAUAUUUCCGCUAUAUGCGAGAAAUGCGCCCCAAACUGAUAGCAGCUAAUCCAAAUAUUUCAACAGUAGAGGCCGUACGUCAAUUAUCCAAAUCAUGGGUGGUUGUUGAUGCCAAACUAAAGGAUCGACUGCAGGACGAGUACAGAAAGGACAAGGAAACUUAUAUUGCACAACGUGCCAAAUACGAUGCCACAGUCACCGACGAACAGCGCGCCGAGAUCAGGCAAAUAAAGCAAGAUCUUGUGGAUGCCAAAGAGCGGCGUCAGCUGCGCAAACGUGUCAAAGAACUCGGUCGUCCCAAAAAGCCCGCCUCUGCCUUUCUACGUUUUGUGGCCAGCGAGCGUAUCAAUACGCCACAGACUGGACAGCAAACAUAUCGGGAUUGGCAUCAAAAGGCAACAGCAAAAUGGACACGUCUCUCGGAUGCAGAGAAGGCAGUCUACCUGCAGGAGUCACGCAAGGAGCUCGAUCAGUACAAAAAAGCCAUUUCCAUUUGGGAGGAGAAAAUGAUACGCCUCGGCCACAUUGAUGUGGUGCGUCAUGGCAAUCUAAUUGAACCGCCAGAGCCUAAGCCACGCAAAUCUAAUGUUGGCAAAGAGAAGUAAUCUUGAAUUCUCCUCUCUCGCCAUCAUCCAUCACAAUUUCAUUAUUUUCAUUUUGUUUUCUUCGAUUUGGAUUCUUUUGGGAAUUGUUAAUGUUAAGCAUUAAAGUCUCCAAAUGACGUAUACACUAGGUUUGUUCCUCACUUAAUUCUACUACCAAAUAAAUUUAGUCAUCUUUUCUGGACAAUGUUAAAAUGGCCCAGCAUUAUGUAUUAAAUGCAAACUGAACUGAAA